Molecule: messenger RNA, 632 nt
Organism: Amoebophrya sp. A120
Lineage: Eukaryota; Dinophyceae; Syndiniales; Amoebophryaceae
Source: the annotation of a GenBank genome assembly
AAGACAGGGCAGUGAACGCUUCUCCUUCCGUUUUUCGUGUAAUGUUAUUGCCGAUGGCAUAAUAAGAAUAAAAUAUAUAAGUACGAUUGAUACCUGCGGCCCACUGUUUGGGACAACCAUAGACACACUCUCACUAGUGAAAUUAAUGAUGGACGAAAAUGCAGCUUUUUGCGGUUGAACCCAAAGACGAUUGCCCGCACGUCGGCGAGUGCGCCCGGAACGUUACCGACUACGCCGACGUCAAGCUUGCUUCUGCAAAAUGUCCCUCCUGCGACGAGCCGGAUGAGAAUUGGUUGUGCCUGAAAUGCAAAGGGGUCUUCUGCAGCAGGUACAAAAACGAGCACGCGCUAUUUCAUUUUCUGGAGAACGACAGCCACUAUGUCUGCCUGUCCUUCAGUGAUUUGUCGUUCUGGUGUUACGCCUGCGACAGCUAUGUCGUUGCCCCAGAACUCUUACCAAUCCGCAAGCACUUCGAGGCAGAGAAAUUCGGUGGCGAGUGUCAAACAGGCGUGGAGGCUAUCGCGCAGCUGGUGACGGGGAUAGCUGGAAGCAGCUCCACUGGUGAGACCGGGGGCUCGUCGUCGAGUACAGGUGGGGGCGCGUCCUCAUCAAGCCGUGCGCCACCAAAUUAA